This is a messenger RNA of Helobdella robusta, 1665 nucleotides long. RefSeq lists its product as hypothetical. NCBI's taxonomy places the organism in Eukaryota, Metazoa, Annelida, Clitellata, Rhynchobdellida, Glossiphoniidae. The record is from RefSeq and is a predicted model, not a curated record. The transcript has 6 exons. The coding region runs from base 1 to 1665 and encodes 554 amino acids.
AUGAACAAAAAUAAAUGUUUGCAAUGUUCAGAGGCAAAAGGUCAGGGGAAGGCUGUUAAAUGUUCUCAGUAUGAGUACUUUGCGCAUGCGAACUGUGUUUCAAUAUCUGAAGAAGUUUGCAACCUUUUGGAUUCCAGUACCAACCUCAGAUGGUUCUGUGAUAGAUGCUCAAAGCUCGAGAAUAUCAACGCAGCAUUAGAAAGUAAUAAAGAAAAGUUAAACCAGCUUGAGAGCACUGAUGUUUUUCGUGGUGAAUUGAACAUUUUGAAGAAUGAUAUAAAAGUAUCUUUUGCAGAUAUCGUCAGUUGCGGGAUUAAAGGGCACGCUGAUGAUAUCAAGGCCGAAGUCAAAACAGUCCAGACGACAAUAAAUGAUGCUAAACAAAUCAAAGAAAGAGAAAAUAAUCUAAUUAUGUUUCAUUUGCCUGAGAGCGACGGUGACCGGACUCGAAAAAAAUCAGACGAUCAUACCCGACCGCUGUUGUUGAAAAUGGAUAGUGUUGACAUAAAAAACAUGAUAAUUAAAAAUGUCUCUAAAUUACAAUCGCUUGAUGUCAGCCUAGGUCGCAUUGGACUCAAUCACAAUCUUUCCCCAGAGCAGAGAAAAAAACUGAGGUCAAAGAUAGAGGAGGCAAGGGCAUUGGAGGCUUCUGAUAAGGGUUUUUUUAUACCGUGUAAGAGGCCAGGUUGGCAAAUGGAGGGUGGUGAAAUUUCCGGUAACUCAGAGACAGACCUAGGUGUUCAACUGACGGAUGCUAAUGAUGUCGGUGGUGAUGAUGGCACUGGUGGUGGUGGUUUUAUUGGUAAUGCUUGUGGGUAUGAUAAUGGCCGUGGUGGUGAUACUAAAAAAUAUUCGAUAUCAAAUUGUAAUGUUAAUGAUUUUAAAAAUUAUGGUCAUAUUAGUGGAAGUGAUGGAGUUGGUGGUAAAGAUGGUGGUGGCAGUUUUAUCAUGAAAGAUCCUGACGCGCUCGGGGUUGUUGGUAACGAUUAUUUGGAUUCUUCUCUCGACGGUAAUAAAUGUUUAAUGAUGAAAGGCACUGGCAAUGAUUUAAAUGGUAAUGAUCGUUAUGCAAGUGGUGGCUUUAAUGAUCGUAAAAAGUUAGGUAGUAACAAUGUAAUAAAAGGUGGUGCUGUUGGCUUUAAUGAUCGUAAAAAGGUAGGUAAUAAUAAUGUAAUGAAAGGUGGUGCUGUUGGUAGAAAUACUGCUGGAAUUGAAAAUGAUCGGACUAAUAAUAAUUUUUGUGUGGUUAAAAUAAAAUUGGGUUUACUAAAUAUAAGAUCGAUUGGCUCAAAGUACAACACCAUUUAUGAUUUGAUCAGUGAUGGUUUGGAUAUUUUUGUUGUUACUGAAAUGGCAUGGUUCAUCAGAAAAUCCCUACAUUGCGUUGUCCACUCCUCCUGGUUACCGCUUUGUAGAUUGUGUGAGAGAUCCAUGGAAAUCAAAAAUUUGGCCAAUAAAACCGUUGAAGAAAUUGAGAGAAGGUGUAAAAUAGUUGAAAAACAAAGAGAUUUUGUUGCUGAAGCGUUCAGGAAACAAUUGAAACUUGUCAACCUCUACAAAAAUGUUUUGGUUUUAACGGAAACUCAUAAAAUGUUAACUCUAUCUGAAGAUGAAUUUCAAGUUUUCGUAACCAACUCGCUGGCUGGAAAUCAAACAUCUUCUUGA